UUAUCAGACAAUCUUGGUUCAGUAGUAUCAUAUCUUUUCAGUGUAAAAGCGAUUACUAUAUACGCAUUGGAACUGACCACAUUUAUAUACGCUCUAAGGAGAAGUUCUGUUUGUAGAACAUGUCGCGUUCGCGAUCAAAACUUUUCGAUGCCGAUACCAACCMUGGAGAGUUAAGAAUAACGUUGAAUGUUGGUGGUCAACGACAUGAGACGUAUGUGAGUACGUUAGCUAGYGUCCCUGACACAAGGCUAACAUGGAUCGCUGAACGGAGUCUAAGAGAACCGCGGCCACUAGGUCAACGCCGGGAAUAUUUCUUUGAUAGAAAUCCAACAGUAUUCACACAUAUUUUGAACUAYUAYCGCACCGGUAAACUGCAUUGCCCACGCGAGGUUUGCGGCCCUUUAUUUGAAGAAGAGCUGAACUUUUGGGGAAUCGAUGAAAAGCAGAUUGAGACAUGCUGCUGGGCAAAAUAUGAUGAACACAGAGAUGCAGAAGAGAAGCUACGCGGCUUUACAAAAAUUAAAAUCGAAGAAGGAGAAUCGACUGACGAGGAGGAAGAGGAAACAACUGACCGUGAAAUGGCCAGCAGCGGGGAGUUUUGCUCAACCAGCAGGAGUACUUCAAAAUCCAAAACAAGGCUUAGAACAUUGAAGAAACGAAUAUGGAGGACACUYGACGAUCCGUAUUCAUCGCGACUCGCUCGGAUCAUUGGUUUCGUAUCRUUGUUGUUCAGCGUUGCUGUUGUAGCGAAAUUCUGCGUGUUUACAAUGGACUACUUUUCUGAUAAACAUUCCCAUCACUACAUGGCGCUCUAUAUUACGGAAAUCAUUGCGGUUUUAUGGUUCACSGUCGACCUCUUCUUACGCUUCGUAUGCUGUCCUAAGAAACUACGCUUUAUAAAAGAUCUUCACAACUGGGUCGAUCUGAUGGCGAUUGUUCCGUUUUACCUGACUGUCCUUUGGCCCAACAAUAGAACUAUCAAAAACUUCAAUGUUUUUUACGUAUUAAGGCUGACAAGAACGUUCAGACCGCUAAAAUUCUCUUACGUAAUGCAAGUCUUUACGCAGACUUUGAAAGCAAGUUCUCGCGAGCUAUAUUUUCUUAUGUUUAUCCUCGGUAUUCUGGUUAUUACGUACGGAAGUGUUGCGUAUUUCGCAGAACGAGACCAAGAAGGCACGCUAUUYACGAACAUUCCAGCCUCGUUUUGGUGGGCUGUUGUCACCAUGACAACUGURGGUUAUGGCGACAUGCACCCAAAGACUUUGGCGGGAAAAYUGAUUGGUAGUGUGUGUGCAAUUAGUGGUGUGCUGAUGAUAGCACUUCCCGUGUCAGUAGUUGCCAGUAAUUUUAGUUUAUACAAUUCGUAUGCUAAGGUAAAGCUUAAGCUGCCGGCCAGGCAGAAACGGAACGUAGUAGAUGCUGCUUUGAAAGCCUUGCAGCUUAGCACACCYAACCAAAGCGUGUGUGCUGAGAGUACAGAACAACAACCACGCCGUCCGAUGCGGCCUCGACACGGSACAUCUUUACCAGGGUUAACUGAGAUGACAAUUUUGAACACGAGAAAGAAAUUUUCUGUUGGAGAAGAACCGAAUAACUACAACCAUUUAAAUGAUAAAGACCAGCGACCGCGAUAUUCACGACGAUCUGCUCAUGUAUCUCUUCAUUUUGGAUCGAUUGCAGCAACACCAGAGUUACCUGAAAAUGAAAGUGAGACCGAAGAAAAUGAAAAACUUCUGCAUUCUCCAACGACCACAACGGACAAGGAAGAAAUCAUGGAAACGAGUACGUGAAGGUCGCAUCAUGUCAGGAGUUCAUAAUGAGAUCGAUCUACCAUCGGAUAGUGCUUGAGCAGCUAGACAUAUGAAUUGGCUCAUCACUAACAUUACAGAUCUGUCAAGGAUCUAAGCACGUUUCCAACACUCAAAAAGAGGAGUGACAAUUUGCGUGUUGAAAUUCUCCAUGGAUACUCCCUUUUCAAGAAACAUUGUCACACGUGUAAGCUACAAAUUAGUGGCUCAGGGGAUCAUGGCUGGCUUAUAAAGUCACACGCAAAAUAAAUGAUUUGAUGGCAAACAAUAUGUCAGUUUGCUGCUGUGGCAUGGCAAUUUUGUUCCAGAUGGCUGUAAAAAAACGAGUUCAUUUAGAUAGCUAAAGAGUCCAUAGCAAUCUGAGCCUAGUAGCUGACUCGUUCCCAGUUGUCUCUCGAGCCUUUUUUUCAUAUCUCCCAAAGCUUCAUGGGAAAGUGAUGCCAGGCCUGGUAGCUUGUACGAGUAUCCUGAAAUGACUGCAUAUCUUUUUGAGAACUAUGUGCAUCAUCAAUUCAAAUUCAUGGCUGAUUACAUAAAUUAUACAUGGCUCUUAAAUCGUUCAUUAAGUUUAAAAAGCUGACGAUAUUGUAUCGAAAAUUAUCAAGGGCUUCUGUUAACUUAGAACUAAAACAGUCAUUUUUUAUAAAUCAUUAAAAGGAUGUCAGAAUUACAAUGCUGUCAAGUUUAAUGARAUAACAUUUAAGUAAAUGAAAUGAAUUAAAAUUUGCACGAUU
Messenger RNA from Exaiptasia diaphana, 2542 nucleotides. RefSeq names its product potassium voltage-gated channel subfamily C member 1. The record is from RefSeq and is a predicted model, not a curated record. Gene Ontology annotation, cellular component: membrane; voltage-gated potassium channel complex. The transcript has 2 exons. Gene Ontology annotation, molecular function: delayed rectifier potassium channel activity; protein binding. The coding region runs from base 120 to 1790 and encodes 556 amino acids. NCBI's taxonomy places the organism in Eukaryota, Metazoa, Cnidaria, Anthozoa, Actiniaria, Aiptasiidae. Gene Ontology annotation, biological process: potassium ion transmembrane transport; protein homooligomerization.